Cornus florida is the source of this 2910-nucleotide messenger RNA. Its product is annotated as G-type lectin S-receptor-like serine/threonine-protein kinase LECRK1. Gene Ontology annotation, biological process: protein phosphorylation; recognition of pollen. Bases 317 to 2740 code for a protein of 807 amino acids. NCBI's taxonomy places the organism in Eukaryota, Viridiplantae, Streptophyta, Magnoliopsida, Cornales, Cornaceae. Gene Ontology annotation, molecular function: ATP binding; protein serine/threonine kinase activity. The transcript has a single exon. The record is from RefSeq and is a predicted model, not a curated record.
AUUCCUUUAAUUCGAUCUCAUUCUUGAUCCCCUGUUGUACAUUUUCUAGUACUGUCCACAUGCACGAGGUGUUGAAGCCUCUAAAUAAUCGUCUUGCAGGUCCGUUGUACAUUUAUAAUAUUGGCUUGUCUGUAGGUACUAUCAAUCUUUUAAUUAAUUCCAAACUUCUCUUCCCUUAUGCAAAAUCAGAUAAAAUAUUAGUAGAAAAAGCAAAACCAAGCCCAAAAAAGAAAAAAUAAAAAAUAAAUGUUUUUCUUAGAAAUAGGGGUUUUAUAAACAAUAGGAUCUGUAUGCAACUAAUUUCUGUCCCUCUCUCAUGGCCGAUGCACCUGGAGUAAGGUUUUUACUUCUGUUUCUACUUUCAACAGCUCUAGAAGCUGGGCAGAAUCCCUCUAAUACGAUAAGCUUGGGUUCUUCACUCUCUCCCAACGCUUCGCACAAAUCGUGGCUCUCACCAUCUGGCCUCUUCGCAUUUGGUUUCUACCCAAAAGGCAAAGGAUUUGCAGUUGGAAUAUGGCUGGCUAGUAAGCCUGCAACCACUGUUGUCUGGACUGCAAACCGAGACGACCCACCACUCUCCUCAAACACCACACUUGAGUUCACCAAAUACAGUGGGCUUUUCCUUUGGACCCGGAAAGGGGAAGGAAAAUCAAUUACAUAUGAUCUCGAUGAGGAUGCAGUUUCAGCUUCUAUGCUUGAUACUGGUAAUUUUGUGAUCUACAACAAUCAAUCCAACGUUACCUGGCAAAGCUUCGAUUACCCAACAGAUACUCUAUUAGGCAGUCAGUAUCUGGAUUAUGGCGAAGAGUUGCUUUCCAGUGUAUCGACAACAGAUCAGUCAAGUGGACGGUUUCAUCUCAGAAUGCAAAGUGACGGAAAUCUUGUUGCGUUCCCUGUCAACAGUUCUGAGGAAACUAGAGACUCUUAUUGGCAAACACACACGGAGACUUUUGGUAGAGAUUAUUCUGAAUACAUUGUGUUAGAUCUCAACAGUAGAGGCCUUCUAUGUUUACGCAAUUCUUCUGGUGGUAUUUGUGUGCACACUCUAGUUAACAGCUCAUAUUCUGGCAAUAACAAGACGAUAAUUUACCGUGCAACACUUGAUGCUGAUGGAAAUUUUAGGCUAUACUCCCAUAGCUUUGGGAUCGGUAAUAACUCUACCGGGUUGAAACAGUGGUCGGCAUUGCAAAACCAAUGUGAUGUUAAAGGAAUCUGUGGUGUUAACAGCUUCUGCUCGAGCACUGAUCAUUCCAUAGCCAAUUGUUCUUGCUUUCCUGGUUUCACUUUUCUCAACCACGAUAAGAUGUUCCUGGGCUGCUACCAGAGUUUCAUCGAUGAUGAAGGUUGCACAAGGAAAGACCCAACAUCGAUCUACAACAUCACUGUUUUAAGAAAUGGGGAGUGGGCUGGCUAUCCUUAUUCUGUGAUCUUGACAAAUAAGGAAGAAGAUUGUGGUCGGUCUUGCCUGGAAGAUUGUAAUUGUUGGGCAGCUCUGUAUCUGAAUCAUACUUGCAAAAAGCAUAAGCUUCCAUUGUUAUAUGGAGUUUCAAAACCAAAUGAGUCAAUCACGGGCUUCAUCAAGAUUGGAACUGCCCAAAUUGCAGGCCAUAACCCCUCAGUUCCAGGGAGCCAUCCUUCAAAUUCAAGGAAUCUGAAGGUUGUGGCUGAAAAAAAGAAAGCACUUAUUCUGAUUCUAGCUGUGAGUUUGGGUUGCCUUGCAUUAUUGUGUUCUGUCAUUGCAAUCUAUAGUUUUUUAAUCUAUAUACGUCGAGUUCAUAGAUACAGAAGACUGUCUGGAAAUUCAAGUUUGGGCUUAAAUGGAGAGUUUACUCUACGAUCGUUUUCUUAUAGUGAGCUUGAGAAAGCUACAAAUGGGUUUAAGGAAGAGUUGGGUAGGAAUUCUUUUGGGGCAGUGUAUAAAGGGGCUGUAUUUGAUGCCGAGGGUAAAAAGAUCGUUGUUGUAAAGAGACUGGAAAGAGUUGUGGAAGAAAGCGAAAGAGAGUUUCAAGCAGAAAUGACCGCAAUUGGGCAGACUCAUCACAGGAACUUGGUUCGAUUACUUGGUUUUUGCAUAGAAGGCGCUAGCAAGCUUCUUGUUUAUGAAUUCAUGAACAAUGGCUCGCUGGCAAAUCUUCUCUUCAAGGUUGAAAGGCGCCCGAGUUGGAAAGAAAGAGUGAAAAUUGCAAUGGACGUAGCAAGAGGGAUUUUAUAUCUACAUGAAGAGUGUGAGACCCGUAUAAUCCACUGCAACAUAAAGCCUCAAAAUAUACUUAUGGACGAUUCUUGGACAGCCAAGAUAUCUGAUUUUGGAUUAGCAAAAGUUUUGAUGCCAAAUCAAACUGGAACCCUCACUGGGGUCAGAGGGACAAGAGGAUAUUUGGCACCCGAAUGGCACAGAAACACCCUGAUAUCAGAGAAGGCAGACGUUUAUAGCUUCGGAGUUGUGCUGUUGGAGAUCAUAUGUUGCAGAAGUAACAUGGAGGUUAAUGUGUCUACAGUGGACGAGGUACUUCUUAUUGAUUGGGUAUAUGAUUGCUUUGCGGCUAGAGAGUUGGAAAAGCUUGUGGGAGAAGAAGAAGUAGACAUGAAGACCCUGGAAAGGAUGGUGAAGGUUGGAUUGCGGUGUAUUCAAGAUAAUCCAAGUCUGCGUCCCUCGAUGAAGAAUGUGAUCCUCAUGUUAGAAGGCACUAUGGAUAUACCGGUCUCUCCAUCACCAACUGCUUCCACUGUGAUGGUUUGAUAUAUAACUUCUAUUACAUAAAAUAAAGUGUUCUCUGAAUGUGAAAUAGAAAGUUGUUAUAUAUCUAGGUCAUCAAUGGAACCAUAUACUAAAUAAAGAUAUGUUAAAUUGCUGCAUAUCGAGCUUAAGAUACGUUAGUAAAGAUAUGUUCAUUUCCUUUUCUUUCCUCA